Messenger RNA from Candidula unifasciata, 1369 nucleotides. The record is from the annotation of a GenBank genome assembly. NCBI's taxonomy places the organism in Eukaryota, Metazoa, Mollusca, Gastropoda, Stylommatophora, Geomitridae.
GUGCCUGAAGCAGAAGUACCACACCAACCUGCCAGCCACCAGCGUUGUCAUCUGCUUUCAUAACGAAGCCUGGUCGGUGUUGCUGCGUACCAUCCACAGUGUCAUAGACAGAACUCCCCAGCACCUUCUUAGGGAGAUCAUUCUCGUCGACGACUUUUCUGACAUGGAUCACCUGAAAAAACCAUUAGAGGAUUACGUUGCAAAACUGGCCAAAGUCAAGAUUACACGCACAAAAGAGCGAGAGGGUCUCAUUAGAGCUCGCCUUGCAGGCUUCGCCAUCUCCACAGCAGAGGUGGUCACGUUCCUGGAUUCUCACUGCGAAUGCACUGAGGGAUGGUUGGAGCCUCUGCUGGAUCGAAUCGCUGCUAACGAGACGAACGUUGUGUGUCCAGUUAUUGACGUUAUAGAGGACGAUACACUCAAAUAUCAGUACAGUAACGCCAGAUCCACAAGCAUCGGAGGCUUCGACUGGAAUAUGCAGUUUUCCUGGCAUGCCAUACCUGAAUAUGAGCGCAAGCGAAGAACAAGUGAUGUUACACCUGUGAGGUCACCUACGAUGGCUGGAGGUCUGUUUGCCAUCAGUAGAAAAUAUUUUCAAAAAUUGGGAACCUACGAUGCCGGCAUGGACAUCUGGGGCGGAGAAAACUUGGAAUUAUCGUUUCGGGUCUGGAUGUGUGGAGGGACAUUGGAGAUUGUUCCUUGCUCUCACGUCGGACAUAUAUUCCGUAAACGCUCGCCAUAUAAAUGGAGGACAGGGGUGAAUGUCGUGAAGAAGAACACGAUACGUCUGGCCGAGGUUUGGAUGGAUAAUUAUAAGACGUAUUACUACGAGCGAUUCAAUUUCGAUUUGGGAGACUACGGAGAUGUAACUGCCAGAAAACAACUUCGGAAAAACCUGAACUGUAAACCUUUUUCUUGGUACAUCAAACAUGUGUACCCAGAUCUGUUUGUCCCCGGAGAAGCUACGGCGUCAGGGGAGAUUCGCAGUAAAGCCAGGCCAAUGUGCAUUGACAGCCCUUCAGAUCACCACAGUUACCAUAAACCAGUCAACAUGUGGCCAUGUCACAACCAAGGAGGAAAUCAGUACUGGAUGAUGAGCAAAGCAGGGGAGAUAAGAAGGGAUGAUGGAUGUUUGGACUAUGCUGGAGGAGAUAAUGUUAUUAUCUACCCUUGUCAUAGUCAGAAAGGCAAUCAAGAAUGGAAGUAUACAGAGGACAAUGCCUUACAACACUUGAACACCCAGAAAUGUGCAGAAGUAUCUUUAGAUGGGAAGAAUUUGACCAUGAGGAAAUGUUCAGGAAUUGAUCGUCAGAUUUGGCUAUGGAAGCGAAAAGAACCAGAUGGACAGAUAAAGAAUGAAGGAUUGUAG